This is a messenger RNA of Miscanthus lutarioriparius, 2967 nucleotides long. Lineage: Eukaryota; Viridiplantae; Streptophyta; Magnoliopsida; Poales; Poaceae. The record is from the annotation of a GenBank genome assembly.
AUGCCGGUGAAGGCGUGGAGGGAGAUUUCGACGUCGUCGUCAGAACUUGGGUCAUCUUCCACCGCACCGCCGACCAGAGCCUCGCCAUCCAACUCCCUUCAUCGAGCAGGACUUGUGAUGGUCCUUGGUGAAUUUCUUUGGGUAGUUGAAGCGGGGAUGUCUGCGGCAUUGGGCCAGCUCUCUGCGGGUGAGCCGCUUGAAGCAAGCGUCCCGCUUGAUGCGCGCUUCUUCGUCGGGGCGGUGGAGUCCGGAUCGGUGCCUUGGCGGGCUGGGCUGGUGUGCGCUGCUUGUGGCGCCGCCGCGCUUAUGCGCUUGGCGCUGCAUCGGCGUGGGCCAUGGAGGCACAUGGGUGGCGCUGAGGUCAUCAUCGUUGUCCGCUUGCCAACAUGGGAAGGAACUGCCCCUGGUGAGCGCAACUUCAUAUGGGCGCCGAGGGAGUUGCUGCGCACCGGGGGGCCAAAACGGUGUUACACCCGGUCAGUGGACUCCGCCAGGUGGGGCCGUGAUUCUGUUGCUGGCAUAGUACCAGUCCUCAGCAGCACCCUCCACGUAGAAGGUGAGCUAUGGCUGAUUGGUUGCCACUGUCAAGUGGCUCUGGUCGCUCCCUUCAUUGUCGCCAUUUCGGCCCUUGAUGAAGGAGAAAUCAGCGAAGAACUUGUCCAUCGUGGACUUGAAGUCCACGGCGGUGAUGGAGUCGGCCAUGAACAGGAGAUUCCUAUUGCUGAUGUUUGUGAGACAUUUAAGGUCGCCAGAGGUAUGAUUCAGGCACUGCAGGAAAAUGCUGGCAGGUUUGCUUCAAUGGUUUCUGCAUUUUGUCAAAGACUUGGUUGGAAUGAUUUAGAAGGCCUUGUUUCGAAAUUCCAAAAUCGUGUCUCUUUUGGAGUUAGGGCAGAGAUUGCAGAACUGACAUCAAUUCCAUUUGUCAAGGGCUCACGUGCAAGGGCUUUGUACAAGUCUGGUCUCAUGACUCCUGUUGCCAUUGCUGAAGCAUCUAUUCCUGAAAUUGCAAAAGCUCUUUUGAAUCUUCUGGUUGGUCUGGGCAAGACUCUGGUUUCUUAUUUAAUGCAAUUUGGUAUAGCCAAGAAAAUAAAAAAUGGAGCUCGCAAAAUUGUCCUGGAGGAGGCAGAAGCUGCCAGAGUAGCAGCAUUCUCAGCUUUCAAGUCACUUGGUGUGGAAGUUCCUCAGUUCACUGCACCUCCACUCGCAGCUAUUGAGGACUAUCCAACUCGAGAUACCAUAGACCAAGCUAAGUCCAACAAGCUAGCUUUUGGUACCCAUGCUAGAGAUGAUAAAAAUAAGAAUAACUGCUCUGAUUAUGCUACCCCAAGGGCUUCUACAUACAGUCUAAGAAAGGACGCAAACCCUGCUCCUUCCAUUCAAAUGAAAGAGAAUGCAGAACUAUCUAAAAAUGUGAAAAUCACUAGACAGGGAGCAGCAGCAUCUUUGUCAACAGAAAUUGCUGAUGGAUUGAGUAGUAGAGAUGUGGCUGACAAAGGCCCUGUCCAUGCAUAUAACUUUCCAGGGGGUUUUGACUGUUUUCUUGAUCAAUGGUCUGCUGCUAGCAAAUUUUUCUUCGAUGUCCAUUUUAUCAAGAGAUCGCUGAAACCAUCUUCGAACCUUUUUGAAGUUUUUGGGUUGGCUGUCUGUUGGGAAAAUUCCCCCAUAUACUACUGCAACUUCCCAAAAGAUCUAGUCACUACUGGUAACAAUGACUUCAGGGAAAUGUGGGGUUAUUUUCAGAGAAGAUGGGAAAAAAUAACGGACAUUAUGCAACAAAAGAGUGUCCAGAAAAUGACAUGGAAUUUAAAGAUCCAGAUUCAGGCACUUAAAUCACCUUAUAUCUCUUGCCAACGGCUUGAAAGGUUUCAUCUUGACCAUAAAAUGCUGGACAAAGUUGAAGUGCUUGACAACUCAUAUAUGUUGUUAUCACCAAUCUCUGUCUACAAUGGAUUGGAUAUAUGUCUGCUGGCGUGGGUUCUAUGGCCUGAUGAGGAAAGCAGAACGGUACCAAAUCUUGAGAAGUUUGUCAAGAGACGACUUCAUAGUGAAGCUGCUGCUGCUGCAAAUCGCGAUGGAAGAUGGAGAAAUCAGAUGCACAAAGCAGCACACAAUGGAUGCUGUAGACGUGCUGCACAGACACGAGCUUUGUAUACUGUUCUGAAGAAAUUACUUACUCAAAAUCUUUCUGAUUUGGUUGAAACAAUUGAGGCCCCGUUGGUUAAUGUUCUUGCUGAUAUGGAACUUUGGGGAAUUGGCGCUGACAUGGAUGCUUGUCUCCGUGCGAGGCAUAUUAUAACAAAAAAGCUGAAGGAACUAGAGAAAGAAGCUUACAGAUUAGCAGGCAAGAAUUUCUCUCUAAAUGCUACUGCUGAUAUCGCAGACAUUCUAUAUACACACCUAAAAUUGCCAGUUCCAAAAGGCUGUGAGAAAGGGAAGCUGCAUCCUAGCACUGACAAGCAGUCUUUGGACCAUCUAAGGGAUCAACACCCAAUUAUCCCAGUAAUUAAGGAACACAGAACAUUAGCAAAACUGUUAAAUGGCACAUUGUGGUCCAUUUGCUCACGUGCUCAAUUGUGCACUCAAUCACAAAGGUACAUCAUACAUGGUAAUUGGCUUCAGACAUCUACUGCCACUGGCCGUUUGUCCAUGGAGGAGCCAAAUCUGCAGUGUGUUGAGCACUUGGUGGAAUUCGAUACAGGGAAAAGCGAUAAAGAUUACUCAAGCGUGUCAGUGGAUUAUCAUCAUAAAAUCAAUGCCCGUGAUUUUUUCAUACCGACCAAGGAGAACUGGUUAUUCGUAACUGCUGAUUACUCACAGAUUGAGUUGCGUUUAAUGGCUCACUUUUCUAAAGAUCCUACGUUGGUUGAACUUCUAAGUAAACCUGAUGGUGAUGUUUUUACCAUGAUUGCUUCAAGAUGGGCUGAUAAAGAGGAGGCCUUGAUAUCUUCCAAAGAGAGAAAACACUAA